UGAACUGCUGCCUGGCUGUUCUCAUGGCGUGUUUCUUCUAUUGGGUUUCAGCAUCAUGGUAAAAGACCAACGUUUGACUUCAUGUUGACCGAAUACCAUGAGAAUGGUACUUUUUGUCAAACUUUGUCCACCGAACGUGAACUGAUAGAAGGGAUCAUCUGCAACAAAAGCUUCACUUUGGAGGGCUUAAAUGUGAUUUAAUCAAUUUCAAGGGUUGAACGGAUACGUUAUCUGCUUUACAGGGCCGAAUCAAAAUUAACCUUAAGAUACAUCUCUCAAGGUGGACGUAGGUUUUGCAGUUUUUAGCUAGGUAGCAGAAGUUGCUUCGUUUUGCACUUUCAAGCCACUGCUCUGGCUCUUCACACGAAGUGAAUGAGACAUUUUUUAACUGGGAAUGAAUCACUUUCAAGGGUUGAAUUUACACAUCAUCUGCUUUAGAGUGCCAAAUCAAAAUUAACCUUAAGAUAUAGUUCUCGAGGUAGAUGUGAGUUUGGCAGUUUUAAGGUUAGACAGCGGAAGAUGCUUCACGUAAGCCGCUGCUCUUCACACGAAGUGAAUGAGGCAUUGUUAACCACUUUGAGCCCAUUAUACUAUGCUAAUUAACCACCACACUUACCCAAACUUGUAUCUACCGCAUUCUGGAGAACGGCCAACUAGAGAACACGAAAAGCUUAUGACAAUUCUGGUAUAUAAGCAAAAGAAGGGAUGCUUUUUAGCCACUCUUUUAUGGUGGGUUUUCUGUUCUGACUAAAAAGGCAGGGGCAUGGAUGAACCCAAGAUCCUGAAGCUAGCGGUCUUUCUUGUAUUUCUGGUUGUGCAGCCGAGGACAAACGGCCAAUGGAUACCAAGGCCCAUUCCUCCUCCCAUUGCUCCUCGCCCGCUCUGUGCAUCCCAAUUUGCACUGGCAAGUCAUGCAUGUGCAUUUCUGCCAUAUGUUCCUAGCCCUUCGCCCUCUCCUCCUCCUCCAUCACUGAUUGAGCGACAUGACAGCCUAAAGCAUCAGCUCAGUCAUGACCAUGAGCAUGAACACCUGCACGGGCAUCAGCACAAUCAUAAGCAUGAGCAUGACCACGAACACGAGCAUGAGCAUGAGCAUGAGCACAAGGAUGGGCACCGGCAUGAGCACAGGCACAGGAGGCAUAGGCACACAAUGACACCUGUUGAGGCAAGUUGCUGCCAUUGGUUGGGAACCAUUGACAGUGAAUGUGUCUGUGAUCUGCUGGUUUACUUACCUCCCUUCCUUUCCAGGCCGGUCCAUCAGUACACAGUCUUGGUGAAGGACUCAUGUAAUGUGACUUUUCAGUGUGCAUCACGGUUAACAACCUAGUUAUUACUCGUGCAUAUGCAGUGUUAAAAGUGGGAACUUAAUGUUCUGUUGAUGUCCAUCUUACUCUAAGGUUAAAAGCUUGAAUUAUGCCUUGUUCGUUCUCAAUCACUCUCUGUAAGAGAUG
Messenger RNA from Coffea eugenioides, 1451 nucleotides. RefSeq names its product pleckstrin homology-like domain family A member 1. The record is from RefSeq and is a predicted model, not a curated record. Bases 764 to 1327 code for a protein of 187 amino acids. Lineage: Eukaryota; Viridiplantae; Streptophyta; Magnoliopsida; Gentianales; Rubiaceae. The transcript has a single exon.